Vigna radiata var. radiata (mung bean) is the source of this 2417-nucleotide messenger RNA. RefSeq names its product GTPase Der. The coding region runs from base 95 to 2002 and encodes 635 amino acids. The record is from RefSeq and is a predicted model, not a curated record. Gene Ontology annotation, molecular function: GTP binding. NCBI's taxonomy places the organism in Eukaryota, Viridiplantae, Streptophyta, Magnoliopsida, Fabales, Fabaceae. Gene Ontology annotation, cellular component: chloroplast. The transcript has 12 exons.
UAAGAUAUUUGGGGUGAGGAAAGCAGAAUAGAGAUAAACCCCGCCAAAUGUUGAAUCCUGAUAAUUGAGAUAUAGUUACUUGCCAAUCUAUGCCAUGGCACGCACUCUGACACUACCACCCAUCUCUUACACUCUUGCUAAAACCCUAAAACCCAUUUCUCCAUUCCCCAAAUCUCUUCCCUUCUUCUCUUCAAGCCUUUCUCGCCCGAAGCUCACUCGCCGCUCCCUAUCUCGCUCCGUCCUGCGCUCUACCGUCGGCAAAUUCUCCGGCAGUGUCGAUGAUGAAGAAGAAUUAGAAGAACUGGAUGAGCUCGAUGUCAUCGCCCUCGAGCAAGAAGCAAAGGACGCAGCCCAAGCUUAUUCAAACUCUCUGUCUCAAGUUCUGAGCAUCGAAGACGAGGAGAAAAAUGAUCGCAAGGAAACAGCUCAAUCCCGCAGGAGGAGUACACGUAGAACAAAAUCUGUUAGUAUCCCGGACAAUCUUCUCCAAAGGGUUGCAAUUGUUGGAAGGCCAAAUGUUGGCAAGUCAGCAUUAUUUAAUCGUCUUGUUGGGGGAAACAGGGCUAUUGUAGUUGAUGAACCUGGGGUUACCAGGGAUCGUUUAUAUGGUCGAUCGUAUUGGGGAGAGCAUGAGUUCAUGGUAGUGGACACAGGCGGGGUUAUCACUGUUUCAAAGUCACAAGCUACUGUUAUGGAAGAGCUGGCUAUUACUACUACCAUUGGUAUGGAUGGUAUUCCACUUGCUGUUAGAGAAGCAGCUGUUGCCAGGAUGCCCUCAAUGAUCGAGAGACAAGCAACUGCAGCUGUGGAAGAAUCAUCUGUUAUUAUUUUCCUGGUCGAUGGUCAGGCUGGACUAACAGCAGCUGAUGAGGAGAUUGCUGAUUGGCUACGUAAAAACUACUCAGAUAAAUAUGUUAUUCUCGCAGUUAACAAGUGUGAAUCUCCUCGCAAAAGAAUUAUGCAGGCAUCUGAAUUUUGGUCCCUUGGAUUUGAACCACUUCCAAUAUCAGCAAUCUCAGGGACUGGAACUGGAGAGCUUCUUGACCUUGUUUGUUCUGGCUUACAGAAAGUUGAGGAAUCAAAUAUUCUUGAUGAAGAAGAAGAUUAUGUUCCUGCAAUUUCAAUUGUUGGUAGACCGAAUGUUGGCAAAAGUAGCAUUUUGAAUGCACUGGUUGGUGAGGACAGAACAAUAGUUAGCCCCAUCAGUGGCACUACUCGUGAUGCUAUUGAUACUGAAUUUACUGGUCCAGAUGGACAGAAGUUCCAACUUAUUGAUACUGCUGGAAUCAGGAAAAGAGCAGCCAUAGUAUCAGCUGGGAGUACAACAGAGGCUUUGUCAGUGAAUCGAGCAUUUCGUGCUAUUCGUCGAUCUGAUGUUGUUGCUCUUGUCAUUGAGGCCAUGGCUUGUAUCACAGAACAGGACUACAAGAUAGCUGAGAGGAUAGAAAAAGAAGGAAAAGGUUGUGUGAUAGUUGUAAACAAGUGGGAUACGAUACCAAAUAAAAAGCAGCAGACUGCAUUACACUAUGAGGAAGAUGUCAGGGAGAAGCUUCGUUCACUUGAUUGGGCUCCAAUUGUUUAUUCUACUGCUAUAGCUGGUCACAGUGUUGACAAGAUUAUUGUUGCAGCUAGUGAAGUUGAAAAGGAAAGAUCUAGAAGACUUGGCACUUCUAUAUUAAAUCAAGUAGUUCUGGAAGCAGUAGCUUUUAAGCCUCCUCCUAGGACACGUGGUGGAAAAAGAGGGCGUGUUUACUAUUGCACUCAGGCUGCUAUAAGGCCACCAACAUUUGUGUUCUUCGUCAAUGAUGCAAAACUUUUUCCCGAGACUUACAGGCGGUAUAUGGAGAGGCAGCUGCGUGCAGACGCAGGUUUUUCUGGAACACCCAUACGACUUCUAUGGCGCAGCAGAAGGAAAAUGGGGAAAGAUGAAGGAAAAGCAGUAACAAGGACCCAAAAGAAUCUUACAUCAGAUGAUCCAAAAUUGGUACCAACUGCAUCAUAGGUCAAACAAUUGAUCGAGGAAGAACUGACUGUUAUGUUUGUGUUGGAAGGAAGUGAAGAGGCUUUUCACCCGGGGCUACUUGACUACUCAAAAAUGGUAGUGCUUCUUGAAAAUCCAUUAAGGUUAGUAAAAUCUCCACAAGGACCGGAUGGGUGCGGAGAGUUUGGAUGAGGAUCUAUCAUUUAUACAGUGAUCAUGAUCAUUCUGUAAUUCUUGAGUGAGCACUUUGUAUUCAUGGGGUCGUAGAACAUUCUCUCUCAACAACUGCAUUGUAAAUUUAUUUUUGUAGUAGUUGUUGAAGCAAAAGCGAGUUCUGGAUUUCUAAGUCUGCGACUCCUCUUAUUCAAAUAUUUAAGCUGCACAUCUUCCAGUGAUCAGGUUCUCAGUCUGAAAUGAUGUUUUUUAUUUUUGCUAA